This is a messenger RNA of Rhincodon typus (whale shark), 2896 nucleotides long. RefSeq names its product zinc finger, CCHC domain containing 17 (gene zcchc17). Gene Ontology annotation, molecular function: RNA binding; zinc ion binding. The record is from RefSeq and is a predicted model, not a curated record. Bases 688 to 1428 code for a protein of 246 amino acids. Gene Ontology annotation, biological process: RNA stabilization. The transcript is spliced from 8 exons. NCBI's taxonomy places the organism in Eukaryota, Metazoa, Chordata, Chondrichthyes, Orectolobiformes, Rhincodontidae.
UAUGACUCUGAAUGAAAUUGCUGCCACUGAGCCAUACUGUAUAUAGCUCUAUAUCCCUGUGACUCGCGCCUGUUGAUGACGAAACCGCGGCUUAGCCGGUGCCCCACUGAUGACAGAUCCAAUCGUCCGACUGCUUCCUCGGGGAAACCCACAUCAUUGCGUCCCUCGAGGAACCUGCCUAUGCUCGAAACAUCGCGGCUUCGGGUUCCAGAUUCGUCGCUGAAUACACCAUACCGUUGCCUCUGAACAACGAGGCUCUUCAUUGGUCUAUUCGUACACGGAUGAGCCGGCGCCCGUUGGUCAACGUCCACGUCGAUCAAGAAUGAAUGGGCGGGGCAUCUUGAGCUUUCGGGUUUGACUGGUGAAACGAAAUGCCAAUCAACGAGUGGGCGGGUCUCGUUGUGUAAGGCCCCUCCCUAUUGGCUCCAGGUUGACCAGGCCCUGGUUUGUGGGUGAUAUUCUAAACUCUUUGUUUCUCGCUCUGUGUAUUGUCAGUGAUAUUCCGAUUAACUAGCCGAUAAUUCAAUGGAUUCCAGUUAUACUGCAGGCUGUGCAUCAAGAGCCCCGAAGGAAUCCCUGUGAAAUUAUGACAAAACAAAGGACUGCUGAUGCUGGAGGCCUGAAACACAACCAGCAGGAAUGUGAUCAUCAUCUCAAGAGUCAUUCAAGGGUUCUACUCUUCUCUUCAUGUCUGUAGAUUGUGUAAAGAUGGAGGACUUGCCUGAACUGUACAUCAUCUUACAAGGCGAGGUUGCAUCUGUAACAGAAUAUGGAGCAUUUAUUAAAAUUCCUGGUUGCAAACGGCAAGGUCUGGUCCACAAAUCACACAUGUCAGCAAGCCAUGUGGAUAAUCCCUCUGAGAUCGUUGAUGUUGGAGAAAAGGUCUGGGUUAAAGUAAUUGGGAAAGAGGUAAAGGAUGGCAAAGUCAAGCUUUCCCUUUCAAUGAAGUCUGUUAACCAGGGAUCUGGGAAGGACCUCGAUCCCAAUAACGUUAUUCUUGACCAGGAUGAGAGGAGGAAGCGCAAGUUCAAAGACUUUACAGGGCAGAAGAUAAAACUUGAAGCGGUUCUAAACACAGUUUGCAAAAAAUGUGGAUGUAAAGGACAUUUUGCAAAAGACUGCUUCAUGCAGCCUGGGGGUGUUAAAUACAGCCUUGUUUCUGAUGAUGAGGUGGAACCAGCUGACUGCUCCAGCCAAUCUGAAUUUCAACCUCCAAAGAAGAAAAAGAAGGAUAAAGUAAAGAAACAGAAGAAAAGUAAAGGCAAGUUACCUUUGUCUGAUUCUAAUUCUUCUGAAUCGUUGGACUCAAACAGUGAGGAGGACAAUCCAGCUGUCAAGGCACAUAAGCAUUUGGAAAAAAUUGAACGAUCGCACAAGAAGAAAAAGCAUAAAAAGCACAAGCAUAAGAAAUCCAAAAAGAGAGAUUAAGUCAUAGUAUCUAGUGCAGAAAACUGGAAAUUUUACACUUGUGAUCAAGCUGUGUAUGAAAUCUCCACUCCAACAGUUUGGAAUGAUGUGUUCUUAUUUUCUUAGUAAUUUCCUCUUAUUGUAUUUGCUCCCAAGUCUGAACUGAAUUUUGAAAUACACCAAAUGUGUUAUUUUGCUGUGGGAAAAGGUUAUUACAAAAUGAAACCGAUUAUUUAUUUUCUCUUUAAAUAUUUUCCAUGUCAUGUGCAAUGCACAAUGGUUUGGACUGAUGAAUGAUGAAAUUUGGAUGAUAAAUUAAAUCCCUUGCCCGUGUAACUGCAUUGAGUAAAAAUAAUGUAGAAAUACUUAAUCCAAGUCGUUCAAAAUUCCUUUACCUCCUAUUUUAAUGAAGUUGUAAACUACUUAUUUUGAAUGAAAUAACAUCUUCAUUAAAAAAACUAGGCAAAAGGAAAAAGAACUUGUCACCAGUAUAGUAAAUGUUCAUACACUAGCACCACGUUAUCAGUCCACUGCAGUGCAUUGAUAAUAUUCAAUGAUUUUAUUACAUUACCAUAUCUGUAAUAUAACUAAACCGAUUUUAAUAGAAUGGGAUUAGCUUUGAUUUUUAGUUGGAGAUCAAACCUUUUCAAUGAAUAGAAUGUUUGAAAGCAUAUGUUCAAUGACAAAGCAGUGUAGCAGAUUGAGAUAUUUCUGGAACAUCCUGUUUUGGUAAUGCAUGUUACCCUUUCCGCAGAUAGUGCCAGAUCUAUUAGGUUUCUCCAGCAUGUUCUCUUUCUAUUUCAGAGUCCCAGAAUCUGCAGUAUUCUGCUUUUAUUAUUUUAUGUUGGUGUACUUUAGUUUAAAGGUACAGCGGUCAUAGUCCUGUUGUCUCAUUAGAGUGAGACGACUGGUGGUGAGUCUAACCUGAGGGUCACCACACCUUUGGAUGGACAAGGUUGAGAAGGCAGGGCCUUCUGAUGAUCUCAGCCAGUACUGGAAUCAUACCCGCACUGCUGGCAUCACUCUGCAUCGCAAGCCAGCAUUCCAGCCAACUGAGCUAACCAACUGACUGUUGCACAUCCGUCCUCCCCAACUCCUUAUACACGUUUGAAGUUUUCUUUCUUUUUUACUUUUUUCAAAAGUAAUCAUUUAGUGUACUCUGUAUAUCAGGCAAAACUAACCUGUGUUAUGGUAAUCCCAUAAGUAGAUUGCAGGUUUGACAUGUUCCAGAAAUGAGUGCAGGGCUAGGGAUAUGGCAUGCUCUGUGGAUCUGUUACAUUGGUAGGCAAAUUGAAGGGGAUUGAAGCGUACUGGGAGACUGGAGUUGAUGUGGAUCAUGACGAGCUUUUCAAAGUACUUGAUGAUUAUUGAGAUCAGAGCGACUGGGUGGUUGUCAUUAAGACACAUGUUGAUUGAUUUGCGUCCUGAACAGCAACAUCCAGUGUGUUAUUCUUUUCUAAUUAAUAAACAAUAAGUCCUCCACACUUGA